AUGUUUACAAUGCAACAAGUGGAUUGUGAUGAUUCGGGUGAGUUAUAUGUUGAUGAAUUGACGAACAUUACAGCACCAAAUGACACUCAUAGUUUAAUACGACAAAAACUGGAACAAAUAGUUGUAAAUCAAUGUAAGGACGAAGAUCAACAUCAUUUUGCUGGUGAUGUAUCGAAAAUAAAACAAAAUAAUACAAAAUCACCAUCAACAUUUGCUGUAAGUGAACAAGCAGAUAAAAUACUACGAACAUGGACUAAUGGCUAUUAUUUUAUUGAAAUUUUUGAACCAGACUUUUUUGAAUCAUUCAGUUUUUAUUUUGAUAUUUCUAUUAUUGUAUCAAUCGAAAAUCGCUAUGGUGGUUAUAUUACAGCGGAUGAAUAUCCAGCCUUAGUUUUGUAUCGUGUUAUGUUUGGUAUCUAUGCUAUAUACACCAUUUUAUUUCUUCUUUGGUGUACACUAUUUUGGCGAAAGUUGCACAACAUUCAUUUUUACAUUGGUGGUAGUAUAUUUCUAUGUAUGAUUCAACAAGCAGCAUAUUUUGUUGAAUAUGAGACUGUUAAUCGACGUGGGUAUCAGAUUACUCUUUUUACAGUUAGUGCUGAACUUUUAUCCUGUUUACAGCGCACUGUACUACGUAUGCUUUAUGUUAUUAUUUCACUUGGUUAUGGUAUAGCUACAAUGCAUAUAGGACCAUUAAAAUUAAAAAUAUUUGUUGUCGGUCUACUUUACUUUAUUGUUUUCAUAAUCGAAGGGUGGGAUCAUUUACAUGCUAAAUACGGUGAACUAAGUACUAUACAGAUGAUAUCGGGUAUGGUAUUAUUCGUCAUGGAUAUGAAGAUUAUUUCUUGGAUAAUAAAGAGUUUAUCCAUAACAAUAAAAACAGUGCGUUCAAAGAACAAUAUUGUUAAAUUAAAUGUUUAUCGAUAUUUUCGAAAUACAUUAAUAUUUGCUUUAAUUGCAAAUCUAUCCAUGCUUGUUUGGUCAAUUGUAGCUCUAUUUGAUAAUACAUGCACAUCAAAUAUUAAAAGAAAUUGGUUUGAUAUUACAUUUUACACCAUGCCUUAUUCAUUAAUACUUAUUGUCGUCAUGUUUUUAUUUCAACCAAAAAAAGAUGAAGUGGCUGAUCAGAAUGACGAUGAAGAUAAUGAAAUUUUAAUUCUUCGUUUAUUUUUAGUAAUAGGAAACAAAUCUUGUUUUGAAAAUUUAGCAAAUGAAACAAUUUAUGAAAUAUUUCAAUAUCUUGAUGUUUAUUACGUUUACGAAGGAUUUUUUUAUCUUAAUCAACGAUUUCAAAAUAUAAUUGUUAAUAAAAAUUUUCUAAUUCAAAUAAAUGUUUCAACAAUGUCAAAAUCGAAUUUUGAACUUUAUAAUAAAAAUAUGAUUGAACCAAAUAAACAUCGAAUUAAUUAUCUUCGUUUAUCAAAUCAAUUUACUAUUGAUAUUAUUUUCCUUCCAACACAUAUUAUUUGUGAUUAUAUUCAACUUGAAAGAUUAAUUCUCGAUAAUAUCGAUGUAAAAUAUCUUAAUAAUAUUCUUGAACAUUUAACUUUUUUACCAAAAUUACAUUCAUUAGUUCUUACUCCUAUUGAUUAUGUUCAAGAUACAAGUAUCUUUUUUAUUUCUAUAUUUUCUUUACCUAAAUUAAAAUCUUGCACACUAACCUAUCGAACAAAAUAUGAUGAACAAGCAAUGCCUAUUUAUAUGACUGAUUUUAAAGAUAGUCCUAUUGAAUAUUUUGUGAUCAAUAAUCGAUUUUCAAUUGAAUCACUUAAUGAUAUAUUUCUUUGUCUGCCAAAACUUCGUUAUUUAUCAAUUGAUUGUCUUGUUGGAUGUGAUGAUCCAGAUAUUGAUCAAGAUCCUAUUGUAACAAAAUAUUUAAAUAAUGUUUCUAUUAAACUUGAUUCAAUCGGUUUCAAUCUAUUGCAAGAAUUAAUUAAACUUUUUUUUUAUAAUAUUGAAAUUUUACAUAUUUCAACAAAAUUUGAUCAAACAUAUUUAGAUGGAAAACAAUGGGAAGAAUUAAUUUUAUCAUCAAUGCCAAAUUUACGUACGUUUGAUAUAAGUCAUGAUGGUGGUACAUAUCAUAAUCAAUUAACAUAUCAUGAUUUAAUAAAUCAAUUUAAUUCAUCAUUUUGGAUUAAAAAACAAUGGUUUUUUACACAUCAACAUGAUUCACAAGAAACAUUUGAUAGUGGCCUUUUUUAUUCAACAAAUCCAUAUAGAAGAAAAACUUAUAGAUUUUAUUGGCAAUACAAUCAACAAGUUUAUUUAAAUAUGCAAGAAAAGAAUUUAAAUAUAGUUAAACAUGUUCAUAUAUGUAGUAAACAAAUAAUAAAUAAUUAUGUAAAUUAUUUUUCAAAUGCAAAUCAAUUAACAAUUGAACAUUAUUUUAAAACAUCUGAUGAUUCAAUAUCAACAACUCUUAAUCGUAUUCUUCCUUUAAAACAAUUAACUAAAUUAAAUAUAAAAAGUUCAAAUUUUCCUUUUGAACAAAUUAUUAAAUUAAUACAUUUAACACCUAAUUUACAUGCAUUAAAAUUAGAUUUCUUAUAUUUAAAUGAAAUAUAUUUAAAAUUAAUUGAACAGAAUGAAAUUUUUCGAUAUGUAUCAAAUACAAAUAAAAUUACAAAUAUAGAUAUUGGAGAAAAAUGUACAUUAGAAAUAUUUCAAUUAAUUAUGUAUUUAUUUCCACAAGUUGAAUAUCUUAAAAUUAGAAUCAAUAAAAAAGAAAUUAAUCAAAUUAUACGAUAUUUAUUUUCAAAAACUACUAAUAAAAUACGUCGUUUAUUCUUUUUGUGCAUUUCACAAAUAUCUAAAGUAUGCCUUCGAGAAUUAAAUUUUUUAAUUAAAUCAGAAAACUUACUCAAUGAUUAUUCUAUUAAAUAUAUUAAUCGUGACUUAUAUUUAUGGUGGUAG
Molecule: messenger RNA, 2916 nt
Organism: Rotaria sp. Silwood1
Lineage: Eukaryota; Metazoa; Rotifera; Eurotatoria; Philodinida; Philodinidae
Source: the annotation of a GenBank genome assembly